Molecule: messenger RNA, 1886 nt
Organism: Halichondria panicea
Lineage: Eukaryota; Metazoa; Porifera; Demospongiae; Suberitida; Halichondriidae
Product: plexin-A2-like
Exons: 8
Coding region: 33-1886 (617 amino acids)
Biological process (GO): regulation of cell migration; semaphorin-plexin signaling pathway involved in axon guidance
Cellular component (GO): plasma membrane; semaphorin receptor complex
Molecular function (GO): semaphorin receptor activity; protein binding
Source: RefSeq, a predicted model, not a curated record
UCCGCUUUACGUCUGGUAUAAGACUAACAGCUAUGUUACUGUCACUCUUAUUUUUGCUUCUGUUGCAAAGAGCAGUUCAUUCUCAAACUUUCUCCUUUUUUAGUUCCGGAUUUUACCCAGGACUGCAAGUUGACUCCACUGGGAGAACAUUCAUUGCUGCAGACAACUACCUGUAUAGACUGAAUGCACAGCUAAUACAAGAGGAGACAGUUGAUCUAGGAGCUACUAUCAUUGCUAGCAAAGCACUGGCCCUGAGCUCUACUGGGAUGUUGGUAGUGUGUUUAGAUGAUCUCUCUUGCUCUGUGUACAAUGCAAGCAACCUCAGUGCUGGUCCUAUCAGGAGAGUCAGUAAUGCUAUUCGGGGAGAUAUUAGAUUUGGAGUAGCUAUAUUUACGUCAGGAGACAGUUUCUACACUGGAGCAAUAACUGGAACUGGUAUAGGUCAGGGAAUGGUACUGCAACAAUUUGGAGAGGAGUUCAGUAGAUCUUCUGAAAACAAUCCAUCAGAUAUGCGUAAUGAACUGGUAUUUAAGAUUCCCUUUGGACGACAAUUCUAUUCAUAUGGUGGUUUUGUGAGUAGUGGAUUUGCCUAUUAUGUUGUCGUCGACUAUCAUCCUGUUAGUGCACGAGCUAUAAGACUGUUACGUGUUUGCAACCUGCCUGAUUGUGGAGGCCUAAGUACCUGUGGAGUGACCGCUUUGUAUGAACUUCAAAUUAAUUGUGGCUUUCAGUCGAUCGCUGAAAAUACUGUUGUGUGUGCAGUGUCAUUAGUGGAGGAUUUCAGUGGGAUAUCUGGACCCAUUGCUGUUAUAAAUCUUUGCGUGGGUACUAACUCUAUUUGUGUAGUCAAUAUCACUGCUGUCAAUGAAGCUAUGGAUGCUAAAUAUGACUCUUGUAUUGUGUCACGGACUGUUGGAGAAGAAAUAGGUUUAGCAUGGAAAACAGGUUCCUCAGAAAGCUGCGAUACUCUGCCUCAGCCUCAGAUAACUAUGGACAGAUGUGACACAACCAGUCCAGUUGGCCUUAUCCUUCCAAAUGAUGACAUUGACCUAAUAGCACCACUUCGUAUCUACUUCGGAAACAGUCUUGUGCCCGUUGCUUCAGUAGCUGUGAAGCUGGAGCAGUUUUCCUUUGUGUUUGUUGCAAUGUACAAUGAUAAUAGAAUACUAGGAUAUGAUGUCAGUGGUACAUCUAUCCUGGAUGCUAAUAGUUAUUUCUACAAUCUUCCAGUGACACCUGGUGUGUAUCAUUUGUCAUGGAAAGAGGGACUGAACUACAUCACAGCAACCACUCAAAACUCUGUGUUCCAAGUAUUCAUAGAGCAGUGUUCCCAGCAUAUAAACUGUACCAGUUGUACCAAUGACCCCUGCCCACUGUGUGGGUGGUGUAUAGUGGAGAACAAGUGCUCUCGUCGUUCACAGUGUCAGAAAACUCAUCUCUCCAUUAGAUGGUCACAGGACAAUGCCAGCUGUUUUACUGCUGCUACUGUGGGCUCCAAGUGCUCAGAAGUAGAAAGCUGUAAGGAUUGCCUUGGGCUGAAUAGUCUGUGUGGAUGGUGUAACCUCAACAAGCAGUGCAGAGGAACAUCAGCUUCUUGCAAGAAUGUAUCUCACUUCCUACAGGUGUCUGGAGGCAACAACUUCACUACUGUGUGCCCCCUGUUGGACACAUCCCCCUCUGGUGGGUACACUCAACCAGUAAGGGUGGCCCAGGACUUUCGACUGACCACCAGGAACCUCAUACCCGCCACUGAUGGCUUUGAGUACUAUUGUCUUAUGAAUGGAGUUAGUCUGACAGCUCAGUAUGAGAACGAGAGCUCCAUCUUGUGUACAGUGAGUAGUGGGCAAUGGAAUGAAGAGGAUCGCUUGUACUGUUUGUCACAAUAA